AGCUCCGUGUGGUGGGAAUUAGCUUGACUUUUUUUGACUGACCGAGAGGCUGGUUGUCUUGGCAACAUAUAUACAGCACCAGUCAGCUGCAGAAAAGCGAGUAUUCUGUUGCUAAGGUUAAUUAAAGGUUUCUUUUUUUUCUACUUUGUACCGUUGUGCUCUAUUUUGACAAGGCUAAAUAGCUUGUUGGUCAAGUCAUUAAACAGCACUCUUUUCGCAAUGCCAGGGCCUAACGUCGCAGCAUCAAUGAGAAAGGGGUCAACUGUUCAGAAGGUAACUUUACCUGGUGCAAAGUCAACCAAAGCUGCAAAUAAGAAAAAGGAUGAGGAAGAGGGAGUGGAUACGGGUGAUGGAUGGGACGAGUGGUCCGGGAAAGCACUUAUUAAGCCUCCAGAUCAACUGGAGCUCACUGAGGCUGAGCUGAAAGAGGAAACCACAAGGAUCCUCACUGCAAACAACCCAUAUGCCCCCCAAAAUAUUGUCCGCUUCAGCUUUAAGGAACGUUCCUACAAGCAAACCAGUGUUGUGGAUCAGAUGGCUGUUCACUUUGUGAUGGAGGGCAGCCUCCUGCAUCAAGACUCUGAUGAGGCUCGUAGACUGAGGGCCAAGGAGGGUCUCCCUGACGAGACUGCAACCGUUGACACUGGAACAGAACCGGAUGUGGAGAAACCAGAAACCCCGGCAACACCUGUAGAGGAUGGAGGGGAGGAAGCUGGAGAAGAGGACAGACCAGACAGUGUUGCAUCCAAAACUGAAAGGAAGGAGCCAAAAGUUUCUAACCAGUUCAACUUUAGUGAGAGGGCAUCCCAGACCCUCAAUAACCCACUGAGGGAAAGAAGCUGCCAGACUGAACCUCCUCCACGCAGCAACUUCUCUGAUACUGCUAAUCAGUGGGAGAUCUAUGAUGCAUAUGUGAAGGAGCUACAGCAACAAGAAAAAAGUAAAGAGAAGCAGAAAGCUCUAGCUUCAAAGAACGAUAAUGACAAAAGCAAGAAGAAGAUGGCGCUGAUGGAGAUUCAGAAUGAUGACAUCUCCAAAGUGGGAAAGGCAUCCAAGAUCUUUGAACGAAUGGUCAAUCAGAAUACCUUCGAUGACAUAGCACAAGAUUUCAAAUACUUUGAGGAUGCGUCUGAUGAGUUCAGGGACCAGGAGGGCACACUUCUCCCUUUGUGGAAGUUUCAAUAUGACAAAGCUAAAAGACUGUCUGUCACUGCCCUCUGCUGGAACAAAAAAUAUCAGGACCUUUUUGCUGUGGGAAUGGGAUCAUACGACUUCACUAAGCAGGGGCGUGGCAUGCUUGUCUACUACUCAUUGAAGAAUUCUGCCUUCCCAGAGUUCAUUUACCCCACAGAUUCUGGCAUCCUAUGCCUCGACAUCCAUGAGCAACAUUCCUACCUGGUGGCAGUAGGCUUCUAUAACGGCUGUGUGGCUGUCUACAACUUGAAAGAGGAGGGACUGGAACCUCUCUACAAGAGUACAGCAAAGACUGGCAAGCACACAGACCCCGUGUGGCAGGUGCGCUGGCAGAAUGAUGACAUGGACAAUAACCACAAUUUCUAUUCUGUGUCAUCUGAUGGCCGAGUUGUGUCCUGGACACUCGUCAAGAAUGAGCUGGUCUUUACCGACGUUAUCAGACUGUCAUUAAAUGGUGCUGUCUCUGAUGGGCCAGAGGGUGCAGAGCAACCUGGCAUCACCUGUGGUACAUCGUUUGACUUUCACAAACAGAUCGACUAUCUCUUCUUAGUUGGCACCGAGGAAGGGAAAAUACACAAGUGCUCCAAGACCUACUCAAGCCAGUUCCUAGAGACAUAUGAUGCCCACAGCAUGGCAGUGGAUGCUGUAAAGUGGAACCACUUCCACCCAAAGGUUUUUAUCUCUUGCAGUUCAGACUGGACCGUCAAGAUCUGGGACCAUGCCAUCAACACUCCAAUGUUCACCUUUGAUCUGAAUGCAGCUGUUGGUGAUGUUGCCUGGUCUCCAUACUCCUCCACUGUAUUCGCUGCUGUCACUACAGAUGGAACAGUUCAUGUCUUUGACCUCAACAUCAACAAAUAUGAGGCCAUCUGCCAGCAGCCCGUGGUGGCCAAAAAGAAGACCAAGCUGACUCACAUUGAGUUUAAUCCCAUCUAUCCUAUCGUCAUAGUGGGCGAUGACCGAGGCUAUGUCAGCAGCCUCAAACUCUCCCCUAACCUCCGCAAGAAACCCAAGUACAAGAAAGGUCAGGAGCAGCCUAAAGGUCCAGAAGUGGAAGUAGCCAAGAUGGAGAAGCUCCUAAGUCUGCUAAGGGAACCAGAACAAAGCCCAAAUUAAUGCAGCCACCGAGUCUCCCCAACAGGGCAACAUGGUCCAAUCUUUUAUUCUCUUUAAUGAAAGAAAACAAAUUCCCUUCUACUCAAUGUUUGCAACAAUAAACAGCAUCAACAUAACAAGAAAGCUAUGUAUAUGUUUAUUAAAACUGUUUUCGUCUGAUCUCUCUUAAACAUGUCAUAUGUAAUUUUCUCUUUACAUAACCAUGAACAUGGACUUUUUAUGUUUUCCAAGUUG
Etheostoma cragini (Arkansas darter) is the source of this 2544-nucleotide messenger RNA. It is a transcript of the gene dnai1.2, whose product is annotated as dynein, axonemal, intermediate chain 1, paralog 2. Gene Ontology annotation, cellular component: outer dynein arm. The transcript has 20 exons. Gene Ontology annotation, molecular function: dynein light chain binding; dynein heavy chain binding. The record is from RefSeq and is a predicted model, not a curated record. Gene Ontology annotation, biological process: outer dynein arm assembly; cilium movement. Lineage: Eukaryota; Metazoa; Chordata; Actinopteri; Perciformes; Percidae. The coding region runs from base 220 to 2310 and encodes 696 amino acids.